Bursaphelenchus okinawaensis is the source of this 814-nucleotide messenger RNA. Lineage: Eukaryota; Metazoa; Nematoda; Chromadorea; Rhabditida; Aphelenchoididae. The record is from the annotation of a GenBank genome assembly.
AUGUCGGUAAGUAUUGUGACCAAUAUUGUGUCUUAUGGGUAAUAUUUUAGUUUUGGCUAUAUAUUUAUGUUACUUUGUUAGCUUAUCUUUCUUUUUUUUACUUGCGUAAUGUCUGAAAUUUAUUAUUGUAUUGUCAUUUUAAUGUUUCUACAAUUUUUUUGUAAUAUUAUGUUAGAUUUAUACAUUUCAGGAUAAGAAAAGCACUCGGAAAACAACGCCUAGCAGGAGUUCUGCUGGAGCUAAGGAUCAGAAGUCUUCGAAAAGAAAAUCGUCGACAAAGAAGUCGACGAACGACAAGGCGGAGGAAAAGGUAAGUGUUAUAUUGUCUUACUAAGUGAUAUAUCUUGUUUUGUUUCUAGUUUUAUUAUUACUUUUUGCAGGAGAAAGCGAAGCAACUAGUCACAGCGAAGAAGGCUCCCAGUCCUGAUAAUGCUCCAAAGGUAGGUUAAUCUUCAAAUUUUAAAUGACUUAUCAUAUAAAAACGACAUUAUUUUUAAUUCGUAGCUUAUGUUUAGGCCAAAAUGCUGGUACUUUGACCCUAAUAUUUCUUUGUCGAUCUAUUAUUGACGUAGGGUUUGUUCAUUUUAGCCUAUAAUACUAUUUUAUAAAAUUAUUGAUCUUAAUAUGCAAAUUUCAGAUAGAAAAGAAGGAUCCACCAGUUACUGUCCCCAAAGCCAAGGAGAAGAGAAAGCGACACAGUGACUCGGAGAUGAACACCUCAGUCGAUGUCAAGUCACUGAGCAGGGAUGACACACCGUCAGACGGCCGAAGGGUUAAGCCUAAAGAGGACGAAGGCCCGGUUCCUGAACUCUAA